AAUUCACGACGGAAAGAGACACAGUUCCAGCAUUGAUUUUAUCAUGAAUCGAUUAGUGGCCGUCUUCAGUUUCUGUCUUCUUCUGGUCGCAGGACACUCGGUGGAGGAAGCACAGGACACAAAGGAGUUGCUGGCCAGCACUACCCCCUCGGUUGACGAGGGAUUUCCCAAUGGAUCUGACGAGCUCACCGAGCUGCCCGAACCCCUUGCAGCGAGUCCGAUGGAUGUCAACAAGAUCAAUUGGCUGCCCGUGUGGGAGGAGCAUGAGCUGUCGAGGUCUGCCCGGGAAGUGGUAGAGCAGCCAGCUGACACUAUCCUCACCCCUGAGCCUUCGUCGCCCCAAGACACAGUGGAGGAUGCACUGCUGCCCAAGGAACACAAGGAGUGCCCCAACAAUGCCGAGCGCGGCCUAACCAAUCUCAUUCGGGUGGCCCGCCCGCUGCUGCCCGCUCCUCGACUGAGGAACAUCUUGGCGAACGCUGUCGAGGAUCCCCAGGUUCGGAACCUGGUCGCAUUGCUUCGGAGCGAUGGCUUCAAGACACAAGUCCAGCGGUUGAGAGCCACGAAGCAGCACCAGGUGCUGCACGACUAUAUCUGCCGGCGGCUGAAACUGGAUCCCAAUUAUUACGUGGAGUUCGUCAGGGUGUUCCUCGAUGUCCACAUCUCCGACCCACCGACCUCUAAGCUUCCCAACCGCCGCCCAGGAGUCCGAGGCCUCCUCCAGGACCUCCGGGAUGCUCUGCCGCGCGCCACCCUGAGAGAUAUGUAUCGGCGACUGUACGCCUCAGACUCCGAGCUCUCGAGCGCCGUGCGCCUCAUCCGCAGCUCCGAGUUCCGGCGGAUGCUUCGCGAUCUCCGCUCCCUGAAGGAGUACCGCUCCCUGAGCGACGAGGUGGAGAAGGCGGGAGUACCUCUGCGCCAGCUUCAGCAGCUGGUGACCAAUGCCCUGGGCUGGACCACCGUGGACAUGGGUGCAGAGACUGUCAUUUGGAGCGUUUAGGUGGUGCAGACUGCUUUGCUGUAACUUUUUUGGAAAUUUCCAUCUUUCACGAGUCGAGAACAUUGUUUGUCUUUAGUUUAUCCUUUAUCAGUGAUUCAGAUUUUCAAAGGGAAACCAUUUAUAUUCUUUCUUAAUAAAAUU
Messenger RNA from Drosophila gunungcola (fruit fly), 1141 nucleotides. RefSeq lists its product as uncharacterized. The transcript has 2 exons. NCBI's taxonomy places the organism in Eukaryota, Metazoa, Arthropoda, Insecta, Diptera, Drosophilidae. The coding region runs from base 44 to 1000 and encodes 318 amino acids. The record is from RefSeq and is a predicted model, not a curated record.